AUGAAACUAUCCUCCAUCUCACUGGCGGCCUGCGUAGCUGUUGUUCAAGGACAUUGCAUCUUUCAGAAAGUAUCUGUGAAUGGCAAGGAAUACGGCUCUCUAGCAGGUCUCAGGGCCCCCAACCAGAAUAACCCGACUGAAGACGUCACCUCUCCAGAUAUCAUCUGCGGAAAAGUCGCAACAUCUUCCCAAGAAGUCAUCACCGUCGCACCUGGAGACAAGAUUGGCUCGUGGUGGCAGCACGUCAUCGGCGGCGCCCAGUACCCCGGCGACCUAGACAACCCAAUCGCCAAGUCACACAAGGGCCCCAUCACCGCCUGGCUCGCCAAAGUCCCUAGUGCCUCAAGCACCGGGGUAACAGGACUACAGUGGUUCAAGAUCGCCGAGGACAACUUGGACACCACCUCUGGACUGUGGGGCGUCGAUAAGAUGAUCAACAAUGGGGGCUGGAGCUACUUCAACCUGCCCCAAUGCAUCGCGCCUGGCGAGUAUCUUUUGCGUGUUGAGCUGUUGGCUCUCCAUUCGGCUCACCAGCAGAAGGGUGCACAGUUCUACAUCUCGUGCGCAAAUAUCAAGGUCACGGGCUCUGGAGCCUUCUCGCCUAGCUCUACCGUGAGCUUCCCGGGAGCGUACCAGCAAAGUGACCCAUCAAUCUUCAUCAACAUAUAUGGCACUGGUGGUCUUCCGAACAAUGGCGGUAAAGCUUAUUCUGCACCUGGUCCGAGGCCAAUUACUUGCUAG
Molecule: messenger RNA, 741 nt
Organism: Colletotrichum orchidophilum
Lineage: Eukaryota; Fungi; Ascomycota; Sordariomycetes; Glomerellales; Glomerellaceae
Product: glycosyl hydrolase family 61
Exons: 2
Coding region: 1-741 (246 amino acids)
Source: RefSeq, a predicted model, not a curated record